Molecule: messenger RNA, 404 nt
Organism: Rana temporaria (common frog)
Lineage: Eukaryota; Metazoa; Chordata; Amphibia; Anura; Ranidae
Product: outer dense fiber protein 1-like
Exons: 3
Coding region: 61-318 (85 amino acids)
Source: RefSeq, a predicted model, not a curated record
ACAACCAAAAUAAACUCUCCCAGGUUCCGAAUUUUCAAAGAAGGAAAACCAAAAUCAGAUAUGUCUGGAAUCAAAGGUAGUUGUGGUGGGCAGAAGAUCCAGUGCCAGGAUCCAUGCAAGAACCCUUGCCAAAAAAUUACAGUCUGCAAAGAUCCAUGCCAAAACCCAUGUAAACCUCAGGGUCAUCACCAUCAUCCACGUGGAAAUGUUCGCCAACAAGAUCCAUGCAACCCCUGCAAUCCCUGUGUUGUUCCUGUCUCCUGCUGUCCUGAUCCCUGUGAUCCUUGCCAGGGCCAAGGAAGUUUUUGCUGUGAUUAAUGAAGAAGAGAUUACGUGUGCCUAAAGCCAAAGUUACUAAAUUACUUUUCUGCAAAAUCAACAACACCCUUUCUAUUUUAUUUAGU